CCCCGCCCCACGGACGUGGCAUCUCUUCCGAGGCUGUGGGAGGCUCCUGCCUGGGCUUGGGAGGCGCAGAGCCCAUCAUCCGCCCGCCUGCCGAGGAGCGCCAUGGCCGCGCGGGUCGCUCUCCGGCUGCUGCCCGUGCUGCUCCUGGCGGGGCCGGGGCCCCUGCUCGGCGCCUUCCAGCUCCACCCGGCCCGCCUGGAGGGCUUGGCCCGAGGGAAAGUCGAGAGCUGCCGCGGAUGACGACUGAACCGCCUGAAAGAGGUGAAGGCCUUCAUCACGGAAGACCUCCCUCUGUACCACAACCUGGUCAUGAAGCACCUGCCCGGAUCCGACCCCGAACUCGUGCUGCUCAGUUUCCAGUACAAAGAACUGGAGCGCAUCCCGCUCAGUGACAUGACCCGGGAAGAGAUCAACCAUCUGGUCCAAGAGCUGGGCUUCUACCGCAAGGAGGCGCCCGAUGCCCCCGUGCCCAAAGAGUACCAGCUCUCACCAGCUCGGCCGGACACACAGGCAACCAAGGCCAAGGCGGAGGGGAAAGGAGCGGCCGGCAACGAACUGUAGCCGUGAGGUUUCUCACGGGACAGUUUUCCCCCGCUGCUGUGCUCCACGUUCACGGGACAGGAUGAAGCCCUCGGACGAAAGCUCUUGCCGCCGAGGGUGGAUAGACAGCGUCCCUUUGGGCACCAGAGCAUGGCAUGCUGGGUCCCCCAAACCCCAAAAAUCCAGAAAUAAAGUCUAUUUUCAUCCAUCA
Messenger RNA from Anolis carolinensis (green anole), 751 nucleotides. It is a transcript of the gene selenom, whose product is annotated as selenoprotein M. Gene Ontology annotation, cellular component: endoplasmic reticulum lumen. Gene Ontology annotation, molecular function: oxidoreductase activity. The record is from RefSeq and is a predicted model, not a curated record. The transcript is spliced from 5 exons. Lineage: Eukaryota; Metazoa; Chordata; Lepidosauria; Squamata; Anolidae.